UGGGAUUUUUGGACAAGCUAAAGGAAAGCUUUGGGGCUGAUGACAAGCCAAAGAGCUUUGAGGUGACCUUCAUGGAGCAGCACCUGGGCAUCUCGUUAUCGCCAGGCCCAAACGGAGAGUCUCGGGUGACCGGAGUGAGCAACGGCGGAGCGGCAGCAAAGGCCGGCGUGCGCGUGAACGACACCAUAGCAGCCAUCGACGGGAACGCGUCCCCCGCCGCCCACGAAGACCUGGUCGACGUCGUCCGUGCGAUCGGCCGACCUGUGGUGAUCGGGUUUCACAGGUCGGGUGGCGGCGGGAAGGAGGCGAAGGGUGCCGGGGCGACGGCCCAGGAACCGGGGCCCUUUCAGCGCGCGCAAGAUGCUGCUAGGCGGAAGAUGGACGAGAUUAAGGGUCCCCCACAACCACCGCCGAUGACGGCCGAGGCGAAGGCAGAGCGGAGAGAAGCCGCGCUGAAGGCGGCCGAGUCUCGAACCAAGGACUGGAACAAGCGACUCAACAAGGGGCGCCAGGCAUCACAGACCAAGUCUGGGACCGGUGGGGUGACCGAAAACCAAUUCGAAGACUCGGGCAAUGCCGAGACCAGGCGCAUGGUCGAGCUCGCGAAGCAGCAGGAAGCUAGGACGGCUUCUAGCAUGGGCUACAACCCGUACGAGGCCCGUCUGAUGGGAAACACGGCGGCACGGGCGGCUAUUUCUGGGGCCGGGGAUUCAGGGGCUGGGGCGCCUCUUACAUCUCCACCGCCUCCCGACAGACAAGCAACAACACCACCACCAGCGGCGGCGGCGGCGGCAACCGCAAACCUGGGAGAGAAGGAGGAAUGGAUUGGAGAGGAAGCUGCCAUGGCGGACGCUGUCGCGGCAGAAAUUGAGGGGGCGUUAGGAGCAGUUUUGGAGCAGGAGCCGGGGGUGUCGUUGACUGCCGUGACAACGAUGCUCAAAAUGAUGAAGAACAUGACGGCCAAGUCGUCCGACGACAAGUUCAAGAGGAUCCGCCUCGGCAACGCCAACUUCAACUCCAAAGUCGGCGGCAUUGACGGAGGACUCGAGGUGAUGACGGCGGCGGGAUUCUCGCUCCAAACAGACGGGGACGAGCCAGUCCUCCAACACGGCCCAUGCGACCCGGUCCCUUUGAGACUCACCGUGGCAAUACGCAAGCUCGCCCAGGCGGAAGCGAUGCUCAAAGAUAGCGGCAGCACCGCGCGUCCCGCGGGAUCCCGUUAAUACUUUGUUGGAAGAGUCUUGCACCCGCUCUGGAAUGUUGGUGCCCCUCAAUUCGGUUUUUUGACACUUGGAAAUGGUUAUGGUUGUCUAGGUGAUUAGACCGCAUGGAUGGCGAGUCUCUUUUGGGAGAGAUCCGCGAAUCGGUAGGUGCCACGGCGAUGUGAUCAGCGCUUUCGCGGGAUGGUGCCGUGUAUUAUGGCGUGUUGUGUUUUGUUUUUGCACAGGUAGGUAUUUUUAUGUCGAUAUCGUCGUCGUUGGUGCCGAUUUUGUGUUUGCCUUCGUGAACGGCGAUGGUUGUUUUGUCGUAGGGGGUGCAGGAGAAUGCAUGUCAACAUCACACCGUAGCCAAUCACUCCUCUUCGUCCCGCCAAUGCAUGCCGGUGAAGAUUAAUCCUGUUUGGUUUGGCAUGUUCAUGUACGAAAGCUGCAAAUCUUGAAUAUUUUCUGGUGCUAAUUUUCACAGGUUUGUGGCAAAGAUCAAGUCGCGCUUUGUAGCAGUAGUCAUUUCAUUUUUGGAAAUUUGAUCGGGGAGCGGUGGGAGCUUUGUG
Molecule: messenger RNA, 1771 nt
Organism: Ectocarpus siliculosus
Lineage: Eukaryota; Phaeophyceae; Ectocarpales; Ectocarpaceae
Source: the annotation of a GenBank genome assembly